UUGGCGGUUUCACACAGCUUUCCUGGCACUAUUGUCAUUCACGCACAGCAGAGAUCCGCUUCGGUGUCAGACUCUGGGCCAGAGUUGGUGAGCAAACAGGAUGGGUAACUUUCUCUGAGUGAAUAUUAACAAAGCCAACGGCUCCAUGGGUAACAGCUGCCGGGCAACAACGCUUCACAGAACAGCUCAUAAUGUGUUAACAACGGACAGGAGAAUCCAUCACUUGGCGAUUGGGACAUGUCAGAAAGUUCUUCUGGUGUGAAUACGCUCAGUGGAAGUUUUCCUAAAUCCCACUCAUCCCAGUACUCAGAGCUCGGAGUUACACGUACACCCCUCUCAGUGGACCACAGUCCUGAUUCUGGACUGGUAUCUACACCUCUUCCUUCAAGCCGCUUCCAGUUUGUGCCGUGGCACCGCCUGGAGCAGUGUGAGGUCACCGGCGACCAGCUGACCUGCCCCCGGGUUAGAGAAGGACCAUCAGAGGGGGAGUUUCAUUUCAGAGAAGGAAGAAAUUUCUGUUUGGAAAGAGGGAGGAGGAAGAGGAGAGAGGAGGAAGGUCAGAGCUGGGAGGAGAGACUGCAAGAAAAUUGGGAAAACUGUCUGGAGCUGAAUCUGUCCUACCAAAACUUGGGUGAUCCCUACCAGAGGGAGAACUUUUUCCGCAUCCUCCGGCGGUUGAUCCGUGUGGAGAUACUACAGCUGAUUGACAACUCACUCACCGACCUGAGUUCAGUACGUUUGCCAAGGUGCAAAAUGCUAAACCUGCAUCGCAACCACUUGGUGUGUCUGCGUCAGCUGCCAAAGCUCCCAGCAGUGGAGCACCUCUGUUUGUCGGAGAACGCCAUCAGCUCCCUGCGGGGACUGGGGGCUCUGGAGAGCAGCCCACUGCGCUCCCUUAACCUGACCCGCAACCCAGUGACCUUCAGUCGGGACUACCGUGCACAUGUUUUCUUCUGUUUGCCAAACCUGGAGGUCUUGGACGGCAUUCCCAAGCUCCCAGGAGACUCGCUGCCCCUCCGGGUGAAGGGACCGGAAUCCAGCAGGAUGUGUGUCAUUUUAUGACUCUCUUUGAUGGAGGAUGAAAACCGACUUAUUUCUAGUAUUCACUUUCGGCAACGCGUUUAGCCUGCAAAACAACAACAACAACAAUAACACCAAGGAUGGCCGUCUUUAGUUUGAAGGAAAACCAGCCGGGUGACAUUUUCUACAUUUACUGAGAUUGUCAAAAGCCUCUUGUGAGAGACUUGAUAAUAAUAUGCAAACUUGAACUGUGUUAAUAUUGAGUUUUGCUUAUAUUUUGUAAGUCAGAU
Messenger RNA from Gambusia affinis (western mosquitofish), 1310 nucleotides. RefSeq lists its product as uncharacterized. The transcript is spliced from 7 exons. The record is from RefSeq and is a predicted model, not a curated record. NCBI's taxonomy places the organism in Eukaryota, Metazoa, Chordata, Actinopteri, Cyprinodontiformes, Poeciliidae. The coding region runs from base 238 to 1062 and encodes 274 amino acids.